Messenger RNA from Nicotiana attenuata, 1218 nucleotides. RefSeq lists its product as uncharacterized. The record is from RefSeq and is a predicted model, not a curated record. NCBI's taxonomy places the organism in Eukaryota, Viridiplantae, Streptophyta, Magnoliopsida, Solanales, Solanaceae. Bases 1 to 1218 code for a protein of 405 amino acids. The transcript has 9 exons.
AUGGCUUGUUCUGAACCUUGCAUGUCUAACAGCUUUCAGGAAUUUCUAUCAGCACAAAUUGUACAUGAGCAAGUGCAACAAAAGUCGCUGAACUCUACCUCUCUUGCAUCACAAGCAUUACGUGAACAAUUGCAGCAAAAGUCACUGGAUUCCACCACUUGUACUUCACAAACGGUACAUGAACAAUUUGAGGAUUCUUCCAAUCAUGAAACAAACAAACAAUCCGAGGAACAAGGUCCUUCUGCCGAAAAAAGAAAAAGAGUAAAAACUUUGAUGCCAAGUGUUCAUGGUAGGAAAGAGCGCAAGCUAAUUGUGGUAAACGAGAAUAAUCAACCCAUAGGUCCUACUGAUGAUGUUGUAGCAGAGUUGGGUAGCUUCCUCGGCACAUUGGCAAGGAAUGCGGCCUUUUGUCCUCUUAAUGUGUUUAAUUGGAGGAAACUUCAAACAAAAGAAGAUAUGUGGAAAUAUAUCAAGGGAAAAUAUGGCAUUCCUGAUGCUUCAAAAAAGUGGGUUUUUGAAUCAAUUCAAAAUGCUUGGAGAAAGUAUAAGAAUCAAUUGUUUAGCGACCAUUAUAAACCCUAUGAGAAUGACGAGCUUCGAAUGGAGAAAAGGUCGGUUGAUGUUCCUGAAUCUCAAUUUAGGGAUCUUCUUAAUUAUUGGAACUCUGAUGCCUACAAUAAAUCGUCCCAAACCAAUACCGAGAAUCACAAAAAGUUGAAAUAUCCACACACUGCUGGCAAAAGAAGUUUUGCUCGAAUAUGCAAGGAAAAAAAGAAAGAAACUUCUGAGCCUCUAUCAAGCAAGGACAUCUUUGUGGCCACAAGAAAAAGAAAACCUGAUCGAGUUUACAAGGCCUCGUACGCGGAUACUCUUAAUAAAAUUGCUGAAAUGGAAAGAAUACAACCAACACAAGAAAGUGAAGAUGGCACUCAAUCAGUUGAUGCAUUUGCAUCAGUCAUGGCACCUGAGCAUCCAGGUCGCCUAAUGUUGUAUGGGUGUGGGGUUACCAAGACUUCCUUAAAAAGAAAAGUGGGAGAUUUGGGACCCUCUACUGAUGAGGUAAUGCAGCAAAAAUUGGAGGAAAUGGAAGAAAGGAUGCAGCAAAGAUUGCAGGAAAAGUUCAAUGCACAAAAAGAUGCCGUGGAACUACAAGUUGCAGUUUCAAUGCUCGUUCGCCUGGAGAAGCUUCCUCUACUCAACAAGCUGCUGUGCAACUAA